UUUACAUGUAAAAUAUUUGCAUGAGGGCUACCACACACAGUCGGACCGGAAAAACUCGAGGAAAAAAGUUCCCGAUACAACACUCGUAAUUACCCACCAUCCUCGCCCUCUGAUACAAACAACAGGAUAGAGGCACUCCUCCUCUGUCGUGAAAGCACCAAUGGUGCCCAGAUCCAGUCAGUUGACUGUGAUCGUCACGACCUCGCCAACACCCUCUAUUCCUUCUACGGAGCUACUCUCCUUGGUACUGCAAUCUUUUCGCCGCCACUGUACGGACCUGAUCAGCGCCCGGGUCAUUGUAGUCUUCGACACAUAUGACCGAGUCGGGCCCCGAUCCCGCCUGAAAAGGGGCCAAGUCACUCCCGAAGUAGCAUCCAACUACGGCAUCUAUAAACAAAACAUUAAGGGACUAAUUCUCCGCGAAUAUGCAAUUCCCGACACCCCAAUGCAAGAGUGGCAGGACCAGGCCGAAUUCGGCCUAGACAACCUCAGCAAUGUGGUAGAUCUCUCGAUCACACAGACAGAAGACAAACAAGUCACCUUUAUCGAGCCGGCCGCGCGCCUGGGGUUUGGACUCGCUGUGCGCUCUGCCCUGCGCGUCUGUGAGACGCCGUACGUCUGGGUCCAGCAACAUGACUGGGCGCUCGUGGCUGAUAUCCCGUUGGCGCCGUUGCUGGACAUCAUGGAGGGGUCGGACGCGGAUAAAGCCGCACCGGUUAAAUACGUGUCUUUUCUCUCAGUGCGCAUGCUCUCGUACGCUGCCCAACCAUGUGUUCUGGAUUUUCCCGGCUUGCGGGCUGUGACUCGAUCGUUGACGAAGGGUUUUGUUCCCCCGUCACGACCGGGCGUUAGCGUUCCCUUGACGCCUCUUUAUUUCUGGUUUGAUAAGCCUCAUAUUGCGUCGACGGAACAUUAUCUGUCGAAGGUCUUUCCGAACCGUCUGACGAUGCGGCGGGGGGAGUUUAUUGAGGAUAAGGUUGGCCAGCAGGCGCGACAGCAGAUGAAAGAGGGUCUGUGGCAGAAAUGGGCUACUUGGCUCUAUUAUCCCGAGGAGGGGAAAAAGCUUUGUCUUGGCCAUUUACAAGGGCGGACCUGGAAGGGGACAGAGGGUGAAAUAUUGACUAGAUUCGGGUAUUCGGAGACAGAAACUGAGUUGACCUGAACUGAUCAAUGGGCUGGACAAUAUGAUAGUUCGUAUGUAUACGGUGUGCUUUCUGUGUAAUAUAAGGAGAAUACAUGGCUACAUUAUGG
This is a messenger RNA of Aspergillus alliaceus, 1251 nucleotides long. RefSeq lists its product as uncharacterized. The transcript has a single exon. Lineage: Eukaryota; Fungi; Ascomycota; Eurotiomycetes; Eurotiales; Aspergillaceae. The coding region runs from base 161 to 1162 and encodes 333 amino acids. The record is from RefSeq and is a predicted model, not a curated record.